AUGACAGUUGAAGAUAAGGAGAAGGAUGUUCGACGCCACCAAUUGUGCCGAAAUUGUCUCAGGAAAGGUCACCAAGUACGUGAAUGCCCGUCGUCGAGCACAUGCCGCAAGUGUAAAGGUCGCCACCAUACCCAGCUCUGUCAUGGUGGAAAGUCAGUCUCUGUGAACUCCAGGACUGAAGAAUCUAGUACACCGAAUAUUGCUUCUGUCCCUGUCGUAGAAGAAAUCCCAAGAAACUCCACCGCUGCCAUACCUGAACACGUUAGCUGCACUUCUUCUGGCGUGCAAAGGAAAAGCGUCUUACUGGCUACCGCGGUAGUCAUUAUCAUCGAUGACAAUGGUGUCGAACAUGUCGCUAGGGCGCUACUAGAUUCCGGCAGUGAAUGCUCGUUCAUGACUGAAUCGCUCGCUCAACAGCUAAAUGCUAAGCGCACUGAAAUCAACAUUCCAAUUGCUGGUAUCGGUCAGUCCUCAACCAACGCUCGCUCAAAACUAAAAUCAACCGUUCGAUCUCGUUUUGGUAAUUUUUCGACCGCCGUGGAGUUCUUGGUACUCCCGAAAGUAACAGUAAAUCUACCAUCGAUAUCCAUUGACGUAUCGUCCUGGGAAAUUCCUCAUGGAAUCAAGCUAGCAGAUCCAUCAUUCUAUAAUACAAGACCAGUUCAACUCGUUCUCGGGGCGGACAUUUUCUUCGACCUCUUCGGGGUGUCCGGUCGGAUUCAACUCGGCGAAUCUCUUCCGAAUCUCGUCAACUCAGUUCUCGGUUGGAUCGUAUCUGGAGCAACUGCCAACCUUCUACCGACACAAUCGAUCACAGCUAACGUCGCUACAGUAGCAGAUCUUCAUCAACUCAUGGAAAAGUUUUGGAUCAUUGAGGAAAACAAGGAUGUUUCAUUCUUUUCCGUUGAAGAAGCAGCCUGUGAGGCUCAUUUCCGCAAAACAGUUUCUCGCUCUCCUGAGGGACGUUAUAUCGUUCGCCUUCCGCUGAAACAAAACGCUUUACUGCACCUCGGUGAUAACCGCCGCUCAGCCAUUCGUCGUCUGCAUCUCGUCGAAGGUCGUCUCACUAGCAAUCCAGAGCUGGGUGGUCACUACCGAAAUUUUAUGCAAGAAUAUGAAGAAUUAGGCCAUAUGAAACUAGUUCGCGAUUAUGAAAACCCACCAUCUCCCUGUUAUCAUCUGCCUCAUCACGCCGUUCUUCGAGAAGACAGCACGACAACAAAACUUCGUGUCGUGUUUGACGCAUCCUGUAGAACCACGAAGGAUCAUCCUUGGAUGACGCUCUCAUGGUUGGCCCAAUCGUCCAAGAAGAGCUCCGCUCAAUCAUCAUGCGCUCCAGAACCCACGCCAUUAUGCUCAUCGCCGACAUAA
This is a messenger RNA of Armigeres subalbatus, 1371 nucleotides long. RefSeq lists its product as uncharacterized. Gene Ontology annotation, molecular function: zinc ion binding; nucleic acid binding. The record is from RefSeq and is a predicted model, not a curated record. Bases 1 to 1371 code for a protein of 456 amino acids. NCBI's taxonomy places the organism in Eukaryota, Metazoa, Arthropoda, Insecta, Diptera, Culicidae. The transcript has a single exon.